Messenger RNA from Aphanomyces astaci, 1293 nucleotides. RefSeq lists its product as hypothetical. Gene Ontology annotation, molecular function: protein tyrosine/serine/threonine phosphatase activity. The record is from RefSeq and is a predicted model, not a curated record. Bases 1 to 1293 code for a protein of 430 amino acids. Gene Ontology annotation, biological process: protein dephosphorylation; positive regulation of cytokinesis; regulation of exit from mitosis. Lineage: Eukaryota; Oomycota; Saprolegniomycetes; Saprolegniales; Verrucalvaceae. The transcript has a single exon.
AUGAGCGCCCUCUUUCGCGCUUCCCCCGACGCCAGCCCCACCGCCCGAGGGGCCGCGCCCGUUCUCGUCGAAUUCGUCGCCAACAAACUGUUUUACACGUCCGUAUCCGCGGCCCCCAAGUCGACCGAGGACAUGCUCUACUUUUCCAUCGACAACCAGCUCAUUUACUGGAACUACUGCCUCGAUUUUGGCCCGCUCAACAUUGGCCACGUCGUACGCUUCCAUGAUAUUGUCCAGGACGCGUUCGCCCAGGCGGGUCGGCUCGGGGCCAACACCCGCGUGUGCCUCUUCUCUAGCACCAACGGCCAGCGCCGCGCCAACGCCGUGUGCUUGCUCGGGUGCUGGGGGGUCCUCUUCAAGGACAUGACGGCGGCGGCGGCGUGGGCGCCGUUCCAAGACCUCCGGUUCCCCCCGUUCCAUGACGCGACGGAUUUUGAGUGCUCGUACGACUUGAACAUCAAAAAUUGUCUCGACGGGCUCGAGAAAGCCAAGGCCAACCGGUACAUCAACACGAGCACGUUCAACGUGGACGAGUACCAGUUUUACGAAAAGGUCGAAAAUGGCGACCUGAGCUGGGUGUCGCCCAAAUUUAUCGCGUUUGCCGGUCCGCACAACAAGUUUUCCAACAAGAAUGGCCAAAUCACGCUCACGCCGGAACACUAUGUGCCGUACUUCAAAAAGAUGAACGUGACGCUCGUCGUGCGCCUCAACGACAAGUGCUACGACCGCAAUCGGUUUGUCACUGCUGGUAUUGACCACCUGGACUUGUACUACCCCGACGGAACGAAUGCCCCCAUGAACAUCCUCAAGCAGUUCAUCGAAGCGUCCGAGCGCACGCCGGGUGCCGUGGCCGUGCACUGUAAGGCCGGGUUGGGUCGCACGGGGACGUGCAUCGGGUGCUACAUGAUGAAGCACGAGCAGUUCACGGCCCGCGAAGUCAUCGGGUGGCUGCGCCUGUGUCGCCCUGGAAGUGUGAUUGGCCCUCAACAGGACUUUAUGGAGGAAGUUCAGGACUUUAUGCGCAGCGCGGCCGACUUGCCGAGCGACGAAACCAAGCACGACGUGGCCCAGAAUUCGCCGUUGAAACACAAGUCCGAAGGCAGCAUCAUGACCAACAUGAAGAAAGGCGCGCUCACGUUGCUCAUGCCCGGGAAAGCAGUGGGCCGACCUGCGCCCAACAAGAAGAUGACGAUCAACCCCCAAGGCGACUACUUGGUGGCUCAAAAACUAUCCAACAGCCCCCCGCAAAGCCCCGUUCGCAGUCCUCCCAAGUCUCCUCUCCGCAUCCGAUAG